AUGCCUGCUCAAAACGGACGAUUCAGUCAUAGACUAUCAUCAUCAAGCAAGCCUCGCACCUAUAGAUACCUCGUCAGACGUCGGCUCUCCUGGCACUCUCUAGCAAAUGACCGUUGCUUUGAAAGAAGCGUGUUCCGCAGAACAGACGGAUUGAGAGAGCGAGAUCACACAAUAUAUCCUUCACAGCAGGAGGCUUUAAUUGAAGAACGGAAACGGUGGUCUCGUAACCCGAAACCAUCAAGUCGACGUAUAUUCCGGAAAACAAAGGACACUGGUCGUUAG
Messenger RNA from Penicillium crustosum, 282 nucleotides. RefSeq lists its product as uncharacterized. Lineage: Eukaryota; Fungi; Ascomycota; Eurotiomycetes; Eurotiales; Aspergillaceae. The record is from RefSeq and is a predicted model, not a curated record. Bases 1 to 282 code for a protein of 93 amino acids. The transcript is spliced from 5 exons.